GAGUCUGCCUUCUGAACCGGUGAGUGAACCUGCAAAACAGGGUAGAAGCUAACCGGACGGUGGUUGUCCGAUUAACUCUCCGAUGCUAAAGUCAGUUUAGAGCUUUGAGCAGCGUUUUGAGUAUAUGAAUGUAAUUGUGAUUCUAGGCAUACCUCGUGCUCCUUUUAUAGUAGUCGAAUAUACCUAGUAGAGUUGUAUUAGGUAGGUGAAUCCUACUUUGUAGGGAUUCGGCCGUAUCUUAAGGAUUCUCCUGAUUUGUCGAGAUCUACCUUAAUCUGAUAAGAGUCCUAUUUAGGAACGUCUUCCUAAAUAGUCUUAUCUUCCUAAAGUAGAGCUUAUCCUUCCAUAUGUAGUGUUUGUGUCCAAAUAGGACAAGGUUUCUAUAUUUAGUCGUGUAUCCGAAUCCCGGACCUGACGCGCUCUUGGCGGAUCAUGUGGGAUUCGGUCUUUAUUAGUGUAUUACCGAAUCUUAGAGAUUCGGUAUCUCCUUCAUAUCUUUCCGUCUUCAGGGGGAGUCCGGUGUCGCCUGAGAGUGGAUCUCCUGCAACUCGGCUCCAUUAUACUUACAGUAGGAUUCGGUAUCCAUCAUUAGCCCCCCCGCAAGUGAGCUGAAGUAGUUUGGCAUUUAUGCCUUAGUGGAUUUUAGCUCUUUUGGAGCUGAGUUCUUUUAUGCGGGCGAGUCGCUUUGCAUUCCGGGCGAGUCGUUUCAUAUGUUUGUGGGUGACGUUUCUUCUUUAGUAAGAUUCUGUGUUGCCACGUGUCGGCAUUUAAUGAUUUAAACGGUUAAUGAUUCAAAAGCAUUUUGUAUUUAAUCUCUUCGCAUUUCUUCUUUUCCCUCUUACUUUGCUUUUCGAAUUUACUCUCAUUUCUUGUAGCUAUUUCCUUUUCGUUCUUCGUUUGAUUGUUUGAUUCUUCGUGACUUGUUUUCUCCAGAUUUUACAGGUAUGUUUUCUUUCGUCGUUUGGAUGUUAAUAUGGCUUUCUUCUUUGUAUAUUCUCCAUGCUUUAUAUUCUGGAAAUUUCUUCUGUACUUGUUGUUCUUUGAUGUGUUCUUCAACGUGUUCUUCAAUAUAUUUUUUGUUUGAUCCUUAUUUUGUGUUUAUGUUUGUGAUUCCCUGUUCUAGGAUGCCUCUUAGUCGAGUGGAAGAUGCUUGCGCUGCUAUGGCUUUUACCCGAUCGAAGCUUCGUAGGGAUGAAGUCUUAGAUAUCUAUUUUAAGUAUAGUUUUCCUUUUGAUUAUAGGGUAAUAUUACCCGGUGCCGAUAUGGCUGCGUCUGACUCUCCCGGAUCUUCUUGUAGGGCGGUUCUUUUUGAAGAGCAAUUUGCUGCUGGUCUUAGGUUUCCUUUGGAUCCCUUUUUAGUAGAAGUGUGUAGGGAUUUAAAGGUUGCUCUAGGGCAACUUUACCCUGGUACGAUUAGAGUAGUGCUUGCCUUUUCGGAGGCAUGUAGGCUCCGGGGCUGUGCCCCUUCUCUCAAAGUGUUAUAUCAUUUUGUAGACUUUAGGAAGUGUGAUGGCUGCUUCGUUUUCGCCCUUGGUAGAGAAGGGCGAUCUCGUAUUUAUCUUCCUUGCCUAACCAGUCGCUGGCGAAGGCGCUUCUUUAUUGUCUAUCAUAAAUUUGCUUUUCUUCAUUUUUCGGAUGGUUUUUCUUCUCAUCCAGUUCGGAGCUAUUCUUCUCCUUUAAGUUUAUCCGAGUCAAAGCUUGCUUUUGACAUAUCUUCCUGUAGUAUUGUGUCGCGUCCCCUUUUAGAUGUCUUGGUUAAUAGUCAUCUUCGGAGUCGAUGGUUUCCUUUGGAGGAUCCUCCUCGAGGCUUGGCGGAUCUUUGCUACUCUUUUGUUCAAGAUUUGGACGUUCCGAUGGGUGGUCCUGACGUUCCUAUCGCCGACGUUAUUCCUGGCGACAUUGUCGUGGAUGGGGCUCCUGUUGAUAUCCCCCUAGCUCCCGCCGAGGUAGCGUUGCCUGAGGUUAUUGUUAUAAAUGAUGAUGAUGGUGAUGACUCGGCUGUUCCAGUCGGCGACGAGGCGAUUCCGUCACUACUCCCCCCUCUAGCAUCAUCUAUCGUUUCGGGGGGAGUUGGGGGUGUGGCCUCAGAGGGGCCUGUUGUUGCUGAUUCGGGGGAGAUUUCUUUAGGUCGAGACCCGGAUUCUCCGUCUAGAAAAAGACGUCGAGUUGUCGAUGAUUCUCCUACGAGGGAGAGUUUUCCUGGAAGCUCUUCUUCUGCUCCAGACUUGGUUCAAUGGGUCGAAGGUCAGGAUCCUGCCAGUUUGCUGAAUCCGAGAGUGCUAGCGGAAUAUAUCCGGACUUUGGCGAUUCCUGAUGAUGUCACGUGGUUCUGUGGUAGGCCGGGUCAGGAGCUUUCCGAUCUGGCUUGUUUUCAUGGUUUCUCUGUAAGUGCUUUCUUUCUUGAGUAUAAUAUGUUUUUUGUAUUCAGUUGCUUUCUUAUUUGUUUAUUUCUGGUGUGUAGGCCCUUCAAUCUGUUCUGGUAUUGAACGACCGCCGACAGUGUGCCGAGGAGGAGGUCGAGCGUCUGUCUGCUCUUUUGGCGACUUCCGAGUCUGAAAGGGCGAAGUUGAAGGCCUCUUUGG
This is a messenger RNA of Mercurialis annua (annual mercury), 2582 nucleotides long. RefSeq lists its product as uncharacterized. NCBI's taxonomy places the organism in Eukaryota, Viridiplantae, Streptophyta, Magnoliopsida, Malpighiales, Euphorbiaceae. The coding region runs from base 945 to 2486 and encodes 513 amino acids. The record is from RefSeq and is a predicted model, not a curated record. The transcript is spliced from 2 exons.